Cajanus cajan (pigeon pea) is the source of this 683-nucleotide messenger RNA. The record is from RefSeq and is a predicted model, not a curated record. Lineage: Eukaryota; Viridiplantae; Streptophyta; Magnoliopsida; Fabales; Fabaceae.
AUGGCACACAAGAAUAAAAAUGAAUGGUUGAAGGACAUGAGAGGGAUGCUAAGUUUGGUGGCUACAGUAAUAGCCACAAUAACAUUUCAAAGUGCUCUUAAUCCACCAGGUGGUGUUAGACCAGCAUCAGAUGACAGUGAUGAUGUUCUAUGUCAUAACAGUUCAGACACGAAUCCAUGUCCCGGAGAAUCUGUCCUAGCUGUUAUAUACCCAGACACAUAUGAGAGAUACCUUUUUUGCAACACUUUAUGUUUCGCUUCAUCUCAAGCUGUUUGUCUUUUGCUUGUGAGUGGGUUUCCUAUGAAUCACCGAUUCUUCACCUGGCUGUUGUUAAUAGGCAUGUGCAUCACUCUCUCCAGCCUCACUUUAGCCUACUUGUAUGGUGCGUUUAUGAUUACUCCAAAUCCCGUUUGGGCUGAAACUGCUUUAGGCAUGUUUGCUGCAAUUAUUUUGAUUUGGCUUGGGCUGCUUGGACUCAUCGCACUUUUCCUUUCCUUCCGCCUAAUUGUUUAGCUUUUCACCAAAUGGAAUGAAUCAAGUAAACCAUAAUGAUCUGCUUUUGUGCUAGCUACCUCAUCUCGCAUGUGAAACUCUAAUUACUUCCCCAGUGUUGUACCUUGUUAUGGUUGAGUAAUGUAAUUCAAAUGUAUAGUCUUUAUGUAUCAUAUAAUCUGUGUUUAGUU